UUUGUUUGGUUAGGUUGGGAGCGGGCGGCAGCAUAUGGCAGAAACUCUUCUAUGCAGGAGUUUUGCUCUUAAGAAGCUGAUUAAUACCCAACUGCUUUUCUUUGUAGGAAAACUUCACGCUACAGCCCUGUUACCUUCGAUUCAUCACCCAGCAACAUCUCAUACUUCAAAGCCUGGGACGGCUCUCUCUGCUGCCUGACUCUGCCUUGAAUUGACAGACAACACGUCUUGAACAGGCUUUCUCUGCUUACUGCGCCGAGUGAUUUGUUGCGAUGGAUUGUAUUUGGACCUGCGCAACGUGUGGUCAGCAGAGCCUGCUCUAGUCUCAGAACUGACUGAGUCAAGAAAACCAGGAUGACAAACGAGCCUAUUAAAGAGAUCCUGGGAGCGCCAAAGCAUCCUGAUCCUGUAACCGCAGAGAAGAGCAAUAACAAUGACUGUGUGAUAACCACCAUCCCCCUGGUCAGCGAAUGCCAGCUGACGGCAGCGACGGGGGGAGCAGAGCUCUCCUGCUACCGCUGCACCGUCCCCUUUGGCGUGGUUAUCCUCAUAGCUGGUGUUGUGGUUACUGCCGUGGCGUACAGCUUCAAUUCCCACGGAUCGAUCAUCUCGGUGUUUGGAUUGGUCCUCUUGUCAUCGGGACUCCUUUUGCUGGCUUCUAGCGCGGUGUGCUGGAAAAUUAGGCAACAAAAUAAGAAAGCGAAGAGGCGGGAGAGUCAGACAGCACUUGUGGCACAUCAGCGAACCUUGUUUGGGUAAAGAUCACCGGGAGAGGGCUGGACAGAAGACGGAGCCCUUGUAAAUCAACUUGACUAUUUAUCAAGAGGUCAGAUUGCAGGAUUUAAUUUAACGUUGGAAAUGAAUUGAAAUGAAAAUGGAACAGUUUAAGAAAGACUCUAAAAACUCCACAAAUGCUCUUAAUAUUUUUCUUACUGCAGGCUUUGUGGUAAUUCUUUCCAAGACAGAGGGAAAAUCAUUUUCCUUCACGGAAAACAGUGUUGUCAUAACUGCAAUCCAGAGCAUUCUGCAACAUGCUGAUCAUGUUGGAAAGAGAACUUGUGAAAACUAAGAAAAUAAUUUUAACUGACUUAAAAUGCCAGAGAUCUCCUUAAAUACUGUGACAUUUGACCAAGGGAGAAAUCAUGGCGUUUGAAGUGAUGACAAGGUUAUGGCCAGAUUGCCAGUGACAAUAACGUUGUUGCUCAGAAAAAAAGCAGUAACAACCAAGCAAACUGCAGACUGCUCGAUAAGCUGAUUCUUAGAUUUCUAGGUAACCUUUUCUCCCCAGUGAUAUCUGUGGUACUUUCCCCCCCACUUUUUUUAAAAACAAACUAAUAUUAAUUUUGUUUUCCCAUUGAAUAGAAAUAGGUAGAAAUGUGUAAUUAUAUUGUCUAACCUAAAUAACGAGGUAUGAGUAUAGCUUCGAUGUGAGACUUUUGUAAAUUAAAGUGGUCAGGUUUAGCACUUUUCAUUAUUUUACUAUAAAAUUAAGAAUUAAAUUUCAUUAAAAUAAUAUUCAAUGCUACUAGAGCUUUAUAAAAUUUUUUUUAUUGCUAUCAGGAUAACUUAUGUCUUCAACUUUGACUACUACUACUUUUUUUUUUUUGUAGAACAACAGCUGUGACAGUAACUGCGAACAUACAUACCACUGAUCUGUUCCAAAAAUCUCUAUAGACCAUGGAUUUUGAUUUGACAGCCCAUUCCUCUUGCAGCUUCAUUAACAACUGAAUUAUUGAAAAAUCCUAGGGGUCAGUUCCUCAGACACUUAUUGGCAUAGUCCGUUUUACUGAGUUUAUUAAUAAUUACUCGUGGAAGCAAAGUCAUUCAUGUAUAAGUGUUUGCUGGAUGAGUGUCGGGGUUAUGAAUCUGUGUGAAAAUGCAGGUCUCAGGUGCCCCCGUGUGUGUCCGAGAUAUUUGAUUCUGCAAAUCUUGUGUUCCAGAGGUCUUCCAACUUUUCUCAGGUCAUGAAUAAUUGAGGGACUGGCCCCAAACUGGAGCAAAGCCAAACAGUAUUUCAUCGUUUCUAUGAUGGAGGGCAAGCGGCGCUGAGCUCAGCUACAGGCCUCCACCUCCGUGAGUGUUUGUGAGAGCAUUCAAAGGCAAAGGGGAUGCUUGGAGUCCUCUUUUUCUUUUUUCUCCCCCCGGGCUCAA
Struthio camelus australis is the source of this 2151-nucleotide messenger RNA. The record is from RefSeq and is a predicted model, not a curated record. NCBI's taxonomy places the organism in Eukaryota, Metazoa, Chordata, Aves, Struthioniformes, Struthionidae.